Molecule: messenger RNA, 560 nt
Organism: Procambarus clarkii (red swamp crayfish)
Lineage: Eukaryota; Metazoa; Arthropoda; Malacostraca; Decapoda; Cambaridae
Source: RefSeq, a predicted model, not a curated record
GGUCUGGGAAUGGUAUAUAGACCUGAGAAGCCUAGCACAUGGAUCAUAUCUCCGUGACGCUGCGUCCACACCGGCAUGAUACGAAGCGUGUUGGUGGUGGCGGCGGCCCUGGCGAUGGCUGCCGUAGUGACCGCUCACAGCAACUACGACACAGUCCAGAUUGAUGGUUCUUGUAUACCAAGGCUACAAGAAGUGACCACCAGCACGGAGACUUUCACCACCUACCUCACUGACACCUACUACCACGUCAACACCUUCUCCAAGACCAGAUGCCAGUCGCUGCUGCUGACAACGACGCUGCAGCUGACGCAAUACUUGACGCAGGCACUGACGCAGACGCAGACCAGCACCCGCUUCCAGUUAAUAGGCGUGACGCAGCCCUGUCCCCAGAUACCGUCAGGUUCCGGAAUGGCAGACAUGGUAGGCUACUAGGACUAGUCUGGCUACGAGGACUAGCCAGGCUACGAGGACUAGCCAGGCUGCGAGGACUAGCCAGGCUACGAGGACUAGCCAGGUUACGUGGGACUAGCCAGGCUACGAGGACUAGCCAGGUUACGUGG